AUGGCUGCAACAGAUCUGCAACCAGACAGUGGGUAUUCCUGGCACUUGCUUGGAGACAUUGACAUCCUCAAAUCAAAACCUUGCCGUAAAGUUUUUAUGCAAGGAGGUACGGUUUUAGCUUUGUUUUAUGUUGCCCCUGAUCGGUUCUUCCUAACUAACGCCAGCUGUCCACAUGCCAGGGGACCACUGGAUCAGGGCGACAUAGAGGAGGUGGAUGGAGCAGUAGGUAUUGUGUGUCCUCUUCACUAUUACAGGUUUGACCUCAAAACAGGGACAUCAUCUUCUGGACUCGUUCUCAAGACUUACAGGACAGAAAUAAGAGAUAACUGUCUGCAUGUAUUGACUCCACUUCCCGUUUCUUUAAACAGGGAAGGAAAUGAAAUGCAAAAGUAA
This is a messenger RNA of Candidula unifasciata, 393 nucleotides long. Lineage: Eukaryota; Metazoa; Mollusca; Gastropoda; Stylommatophora; Geomitridae. The record is from the annotation of a GenBank genome assembly.